Molecule: messenger RNA, 1935 nt
Organism: Thermochaetoides thermophila DSM 1495
Lineage: Eukaryota; Fungi; Ascomycota; Sordariomycetes; Sordariales; Chaetomiaceae
Product: putative clathrin binding protein
Exons: 4
Coding region: 1-1935 (644 amino acids)
Biological process (GO): vesicle budding from membrane; clathrin-dependent endocytosis; clathrin coat assembly
Cellular component (GO): clathrin-coated pit; clathrin-coated vesicle
Molecular function (GO): clathrin heavy chain binding; SNARE binding; phosphatidylinositol-4,5-bisphosphate binding
Source: RefSeq, a predicted model, not a curated record
AUGGCGAGCUCAUUUGAAAAGUCGGUCAAGGGUGCGACCAAGAUCAAGUUGGCGCCCCCGAAGACCAAGUACAUCGAGCACAUUCUCGUCGCAACACACUCCGGCGAGGCAGGCGUGGGAGAGGUGUUUCGUGCGCUGCAGUACCGGCUCCGCGAUUCGGCAUGGACGGUCGUCUUCAAGAGUUUGAUUACGGUCCACUUGAUGAUCAGGGAGGGCUCGCCGGACGUGACCCUGGCCUACCUUGCAAAACACCGCAACCUGCUUGCCGUGAGCGUUUUCUCCGAUGCGCAAACUCAAGGCCGUAACAUUCGCCACUAUGCCAACUACCUCUCGGAACGCGCGCGAGCAUUCCGCGAAACCAAGAUCGACUGGGUGCGCAUGAGGGAGCCGCGCCUGGAGAAGCUCCCUGUGGAGAAGGGCUUGCUGCGCGAGACAGAGAUUGUCCAGAACCAAGUCACAGCCCUGCUCAAGUGCGAUGUCAUGGACAAUGAGCCCGAAAACGAGAUUACCAUCACUGUCUUCCGAUUGUUGGUCUUGGACCUUCUAGCUCUCUUCCAGGCUCUCAAUCAGGGGCUGAUCAAUAUCCUUGGACACUUCUUCGAGCUGUCCAAGCCGGAUGCCGAAAGGGCAUUGGAGAUCUACCGCACCUUUGCGAAACAGACGGACUAUGUUGUGCAGUAUCUCAGCGUUGCCAGGCAAUAUGAGCACCACACCCGGGUCGAGGUGCCCAAGCUGAAGCAUGCUCCCGUCAACUUGGGGCGCCAGCUUGAGGAGUAUCUGAGAGACCCCGACUUCGAGAUCCACAGGAGGCAGUACCUCGCCGAGCAGGAGGCGAAGAAGAAGGGGCUCUCGUCCAAGGCGAAGACUUCCUCUAGCACAAACACCAAAUCGACUGCCACUCAGUCAUCCGACUCCACCUCCAAACCUGAGGCUAGCAAGGGACCAGACGCCGACCUCAUCGAUUUUUUCGAGUCUAUCGAACAGAACCAGACGACGAUGGUCGUCCAAGCGCAGCCCGUGCAGACACAACCGCAACCGCAACCGCAACCGCAACCGCAGGUCCAGAUGUCUAUGGGCAUGUCUCCUUGGGGGCCUACGCCAUUCCAAACUCAACCAGUGGCUCAAGUGGCUCAGGUUCAGCCGAAUGCUUUCAUGGCUCAGCCCACAGGAUUCCAGACCGGCAUUGGCCUCCAACAGCAGGCUCAGACACCAUUCUCUAUGCCCCAGCAAACCCCUCAGCAGCUCAACCCGUCGUUUACAGGUGCUGGUUUCGGUGGUUUCACGGCCCAGGCUCAACCGCAGGCUGCCUUCCAGCCGACAACUUUGGCUCCUAUCCCCCAGGACUCUAUGGCCACCUUCCAGACUCAAACCACCGUCCCGACAACAACAGCACCCACCUUCCAGACUGGCCUGCAAGCACCGCAGAGCACGAACCCAUUCCGUCAAUCGAUGCUUAUGGCCCAGCAGACCGGAUCGCCCUUCACCUCUACUCCUGCCUCAGUGAACCAGCAACGGCCGACGACCAGCCCAUCCACCAACCCCUUCGCCCGCACUUCCCCCCAGACCUCAACUCAGCCCUUUACCACUCCCGUCUCGAGCUCACCCUUCCAGCAAACUACAACCACCACAGCUGCUCCCAUGCAGCAGCCUCUUCCUACAGGCAGCACGAACCCCUUCGCGAAGAACUUCACGGGUUCCCAAGCCACCCAACAAGCUCAACAACAGCAGCAUGUGCAGCAACGGCCUGUCACAGCAGGCGGCAUCCUUUCUCAACCCACUGGCAGCACCAACCCCUUCCGACAGGGCGCCUUUGUCAACCAUACUACUGGUCUGGGCUGGCAGCAUAGCCAGCAGCCGAUCGGUGGCGGACUGGAUCAGCUUGAGACGAUUCCUGUGUUCCCUAGACCGGCGGCUCAGACGCCCUGGCAGCAGUGA